CAAGAUACUGGAAGUAAACAAAAAUAUUACGUUCACAGUCAUUUUUAUUAGACUUUUAACUUCGUACAAGCCUUAAUUGAUAAAGUGGUCAGGUUUUGGAAACAAUAUGGGAAAUAAAGUCACAACUUUUACUGAAGAUCAGCUUGAAGCCUAUCAGGAUUGCACAUUUUUCACCAGGAAAGAAAUUUUGAGAGUAUUUAAAAGAUAUCAAGAAUUAUCACCAGAUUUGAUACCAUUCAAUAUGACUGGAGAUGAAAGUAGAAAAAUCAAACUUCCUAGUGAUGUGAUAGAACAAAUGGCAGAAUUAAGUGAGAAUCCAUUUAAGAGUAGAAUUUGCCAAGUAUUUUCUGAAGAUGGAAAUGGUAGCUUGUCCUUUGAUGACUUUCUGGACAUGUUUUCUGUGUUCUGUGAAGCUGCACCAAGAGAUAUCAAAACUGCUUACAGUUUCAGAAUCUAUGAUUUUGAUGGUGAUAGCUAUUUGAAUAAAGAAGAUUUAGAGAAAACCUUAAAGAAUUUAACUAGAGAUGAGUUAACUACAGAUGAAGUUAAUUUUGUUGUGGAUAAGGUUUUAGAAGAAGCUGAUCUAGAUGAUGAUGGCAUGUUGUCUUAUAUUGAAUUUGAACAUGUGAUUUCUCGAGCUCCUGAUUUUCUCAACACGUUCCAUAUAAGGAUAUAG
Messenger RNA from Lottia gigantea (owl limpet), 676 nucleotides. RefSeq lists its product as hypothetical. Bases 107 to 676 code for a protein of 189 amino acids. The record is from RefSeq and is a predicted model, not a curated record. The transcript has 7 exons. Lineage: Eukaryota; Metazoa; Mollusca; Gastropoda; Lottiidae. Gene Ontology annotation, molecular function: calcium ion binding.